AUGGAACGUAUCAGGUGGAGUGAAAAACGUAUACCAUUCAAAAAUAUUAUAGAAAACUCAUUGAUUCCAAAACCGGCAUUGGUUCAAAUUGGUCAAAAAACAAUUGUUGUUGGUGAAAAAAUAAAUGGCGAAUUCAUCAUGGCAUCACCAUGUAAAGUUGUCGGAAAUCGAUUUGAUGUUAUGGAGCAAGAAAUUGUCCUAUCAAGUAAACAUACCGGUCUCUGGCGUGUUAUAUCAAAAUCAUCUUCAAAAAAAGAAGAGUCAAUUCAUCGUUUAACCGUGAGAGAUUUAGAAACUCUUUAUCAACGAGAUAAAAAUCAUCAAAGAGCAAAUCCGCGUUCGUUCAUCUGUAUUCGCGAUGUGGAGGCAUUUGAACUUGUUAUAAGAACAGGAGAUCCAUCCACUGUUGAUGGACGCCGAAUUGACCGUCGAACGAAACAAAUUGAAGAAGAUACUGAAUUUGAAAUAACAUCAGGUGGUGAGAUUGAAUAUACACCUUCGGAGGGUGAACGAACAUCUCAAGAUUACGCGUUUGUGCCAAAGAAAAAACAAGGUUUAAUUCUUUCAUUAUUAUUACCUGGGAUAGUUGAACAAGAACAAUUAGUUCGAAAUCGUACACUUCGUGCAUUAUUUUGUCGAACAAAAGGCGAAACCCGCAGCAGACAUUUUUUACUCGAAGUUAAUGAACAACCGUGUGAAAUCCGGCCGAUAGCAUCCGAGGGCUCAGUAGAAUUGAGAUACUUACAUUCAACUCAAAAUUUAUAUGAAUAUUUACAUUCUCACAGUAGUGAUACAGCUCUCUACGUGAAACUAUUAAGAGGUGAUCCACCAAUCAAAGCAGUUGAGUUUGACGGUUAUUUAGUGUUGAAGAGCGUGUUGAAUGGUGAUAAAGUACCGAUUUGUCGAACACAGGAUUUGGAAAUAACGCUUGUGAGCCCAGAUAUUCCAGUUCAAGUACGAUUACCGACAAAACAAGAACAUUACUGGCGAACUUUAUCGGAAGUACGUGCAGCUGAAUUACAAUGUAUGCAAUUAGCAUUAGCAUUGUUAGCUCGUCACGAAUCUGAAAUGUACAUAAAUAAUGAAAGCGGAUAUAAUGGUGAUCUAUCGAUGAUACAGUCGACCCAAAAUCCAGAAGAACUCAAAAAACACAUUGAAGAAUGUGAACGAAUAUUUGCAUCGCCAGCAGCCAAAACAAAAAGCGGUGACACUCUAACGAGAAAACCGACCGAUUCAAGAAAUAAAUCAACCAAUGUGAUAAACCCUCCACUAGCAUCAAGUAAUGAAACAACAGGACAACCUAUCCACGCUACUUCCGACAAACUUUAUAAAUCAUCCAAUACGUCGCAGCAAACAGUAAAUCAAAAACAUAGCAGAAACAUUGCGGAAGCGCCUAAAACGUUGAUUGCAAAACAAAGUACUACGAAAACAAGUACAACUAGUACGUCGUACACAAAUACCAGCCAAAAUGUACCGAAUCAAAUGCCCAAACAAAGUGAUGGUUUUUAUGAUCGGUUUAAUCGACUAACAAUAAAAGAUAAAACGACAAGUUCGUCGAUAAAAAAUCCAAACUUCUUAGAACGUCAAAAUUCAAAAAGUUAA
Didymodactylos carnosus is the source of this 1602-nucleotide messenger RNA. Lineage: Eukaryota; Metazoa; Rotifera; Eurotatoria; Philodinida; Philodinidae. The record is from the annotation of a GenBank genome assembly.